Molecule: messenger RNA, 420 nt
Organism: Anisakis simplex (herring worm)
Lineage: Eukaryota; Metazoa; Nematoda; Chromadorea; Rhabditida; Anisakidae
Source: the annotation of a GenBank genome assembly
AUGCACUCAUUCGUGACAACAACAUGGAAUGAGUCACUGUUCAUUGAAUUUCGCAAAAAAUAUGGCGUUCCUCAAAACAUUCAAAUAUGGGUAUUUGUGGCGUUUCAACGAUUACCUGGACCACUACCUCAAGAUCAUGACUGGCGAUUCCUUGUUGGUGAUCAAGAAGUAACGAAUCACUUCGUUGUGAGUAGUGCAUAUAUUGUGAAUAUGACCGGCAGAUUCUUUAUUGGUGUUGGUUCAGCGAUACCACCAGAUCAAUAUGACAAUCAAAGUGAUGUUGUAAAAUACACGAAUAAUGGUUCUAAGCCGAUGUAUUUUCUCAAGAGAUUAACUUUCGACUAUUCAAUCCGUGUUCUCACAAAGGGGUGUUAUUAUUUUUCGAGCGAAUAUUCCACAUUCAGUAAUUUCGAUGUACAG